AUGGAAGUUCCGAUCAAACAUCGAGUGUUUCAAACGUUCAUCCUCUUGAUGGUCCUUGUUCAAUUUUCAAUUGGCUUGGGCAAUUUUGCACGGGAUAUUCGUAAUUUUGGCGGAGCCGGAUCAGGAAACAAAACUUGCGAUCCAAGCAGAGACAAUGAUUGUGACUCUCCAGCCACUGUACCCUCUUCUACAACAAAAGCUCCAAGAUAUCGUAAUAAUACUACCGAGAGUCCUCCACCUACACCACCAUCAUCACCACCAGCCCCAGAAGGAUGUCACAACGAAGGGAAUUCAGCAUGUGAUACUGGCUCUGACAAAUACGAGCAAUUGUAAACCGAACUCAAAAGACUUGAGAUGUCCAGGUAAACCCUUAUUCUGCAAAUUCAAGAAUUUUGAUGCAGCAGAAUGCAAGUGUUCAGAACCACGCGCUAAAGUCUGUAAAGAAGAUUUUGAGUUUGAUGCUCAGAGAGAGUACUGUACGAAAUCGGUCAAACAUCCAAAAGACUUGAGAUGCGAAGGCGAACUCUUAUUCUUCAAAUUCCACUGGAACACAACGGCUUGUCACUGUAUAAACCACCAGCGUGACAGAGUUUGUGCACAUGACUUCCAGUCGGAUGAAGAUAAGAAAUAUCAAUGCAAUAAAAAGCCUACAGACUUGAGAUGCAAAAAACAGAAACUCUACUGCAAAUUUCAUUUGGAUGACAAGGAUUGUCGGUGUUUUGAGUCGAAUCAGAAGGCUUGUAAAAAAGAUUUUCAAUCGCCAGAUGAGAGGGAUCUUCAAUGUAAUUCAUCACAGACUACACCACAGCGCCCGAAAGACUUGAGAUGCAAAGGGAAAAACUGUAUAGCAAAUUCGAACGUGAACCGAGAGAUCGCGUGGAUGAAUGCAAAUGUGAUAAUCUGGAAGAUGAUCGUGUUGCUUGUAAAAAAUAUCCCGAGUUGGACGAGUCUUUCAUUAAUGAUUUCUGUCUCAAAAACGAGAAUGAUCAGAGAUGUCCAGGAGGUUCGAUCUAUUGCGACAACAGCACGCAUUUUCGUAACAGUAGUUGCUUGUGCACAACAGGGAAUGAGACAGUUUGUGAUAAAGUCCUUCCCUUCAAUCAAAAGGCAGCCGUGGUACUAAUGGAACGCAAAAGAAUGCAUCUCUUGAAGAUGAACGAUGUCCAGGAGGAUCCAUAUAUUGUAAAAAUAACUCUUCAUCUCCUGACUGUUUAACCACGAUUGCUCCAUCUGAAGACAACUCCACCACUACUGCAUCCUCGACUGAAGCCACCACAUUCUCGACAACUACUUCCGACGAGAAGACCUCAACGACAGAGAAGACAAAUCCAGGACCAGCACCAGGACCCGGACCAGGACCCUUUGCCUCCUCGCCAUCUCCAAAGGAUGUCACAGCGGAAGCACCGACUCCUCCUAAGACUACGAAGACUACACAAACGCCAGGUCGAACACUGCCGCCGGAAGAAAGGCAAGAAGAAACUGAUCCUCUUGCGAAUGGCCCAUCGAACAUCGAAUCUGACGAGGUGUACAGCAAUAUGACUUGUUCGAUGAACGUCGACAUUUGUGAUGAGAAUUACUGUAAGAAACUUGCUGCUGGAAGGAAGAAGGCUGACAGUGGUGAUGGUGGUGUUCAGUUGUAUCUCUGGAUUGGUCUAGCUUUUCUCCUGGCAAUAAAUGUUGGACUUUUUGCUAAAAACUACAAGAAGUACUUCAAGAAGAAGCGAGCUGCUCCGGUGACUCCAGCUGCUCCGAAACCUGGUGCAAAACUUCGAGAGGCUCAGGCAAAGAAGGAAAUUCUAACGAAGAAAAAGAACAUCGAAGUUCAAAAAGAUGGGACCAAUCUUCAUUCCCAUGGAGCCUGAUAUUCUGCAGGCGCCGGUACUUCCCAACGUUGUUCUGGACAAAGUGUUUUAUGAUCCGACCUACUAUGAGAUGUAUGACAUUGGUUCCGACGUGGAUGACAUCGAGUUGGAUACUUCUUUCAUGGUCGAUCCAAGCACGAUGACGGAGGAAGAGGCCACCAAAAAGAGUAAGAAAAGCAAGAAGAGCUCAAAGAGCAAGAAGAGCACCGACAGCAAGAAGGAAAAUAAGGAUCAGAAGGAAGAGCCGAAGAAGGGAGAAGAUGAGAAGACUAAGGAAGGAUCCAAGCAGAAGAGUAUCGAGAAGGAGAAGAGCGUGGAGAAAGAAAAAUAG
Messenger RNA from Caenorhabditis elegans, 2193 nucleotides. The record is from the annotation of a RefSeq genome assembly. Lineage: Eukaryota; Metazoa; Nematoda; Chromadorea; Rhabditida; Rhabditidae.